UUUUCAUGUCAUAAACUCCAAUAAUGUAGGAAACAUUUGUCACAACAUCUAUAUCAUUGUGUGAGAUGUACGAAAACUCCCCGAAAAUUAUAUUAAAUGAAGAGUAUUUGGAUUUAAGAAAGUGCCCAGAAAAUAAUAAAAUUAGUUCUAAAAAAAGCCUCGCAGAAACUAUAGCAUCUCGAAGAAGAAACAGUGCUUCAAUCCGAAAAUCUGCUUUAAGAGCGGAUGGUCUCAGAUACGAAAAAGAUGAUGCUCGUUACAGGUUGAUCAACUGCGGCUUGAAAAAGCUCGUAACCUCCUAUAAUGCCACUGCUAGUAUGUAUGAACGAAAAAACAGUCCUGCACCAAAGAGGAAGAUUUCUUUGAGGGAGAACUCUAUGUGCGAUCCACGAUUCCGUAGACUUGUAGUUCCUGAAGAAAAAGUUUGCCUGAAGUCGCAGUCUGAGCUUUCCAUGUUGCCAAGAAAGUUGAACGUAGAGCCCAACUGUCCGAGCACCCCCGUAUUUCAAAGCAAGAAAACCUCGAAUAUUGAAAUUGGUGAGGAGUUAAGCAGGGUGGAACCCACAAAAAAUAAAUGUACGAUGACCAAGAAUGUUGAAGAUUGUGAAAGUAAAGCACUGAGUCCGAGGGUUACGCAUCAACGAUCGAAGUCACGGGAUUUUUACCGUUAUAUGAGUGCGAACAGUCCGGUAGAAAGUACUCUAGUGGCAACUCCUCUACAGCAAUUGAACAAGCCCACAGACCGAUAUGUUGAUUGUAGACUACAAGAGAAGUACUCAGUGUUGAAAAUGCCUUGGCGAAGGACGUGGACAAUACCAGUAUUCUCCCCCAAGAGUACUUCGACUUACAACAAACACGGAGGCGACAACUUCGAUCGGCAAACGUAUCUGUACGAUGAUGGAACAGAAAUAGAUUCUUCCUACAUGGAAGGUCAAAAUAAGCAGUUCUCCAAUGCAAUCCAAAAUCAGUGUGUUACCUUAUUUCUGAUCGGAGGAAGUGUAUGCGGGAUAUUACUGGUAUCGCUGUUGAUAUGGUUAGUAUUCGGUCACAACUUGCUUCACUAUUUAUUCACGCCCAGAGAAACCGACCACAGCAUGAAAGCACAUAUCAAAUACGUAGCCGGAGGAAUCAUCAACCUAGUUACGACUUUUUUUCAUGUGAUCGGGACAGUAUUGACAAUACCAGUAAGUAUCAACAAUAUUUCUUGAAUUUUACAAUUUUUU
Leptinotarsa decemlineata (Colorado potato beetle) is the source of this 1223-nucleotide messenger RNA. RefSeq lists its product as uncharacterized. Lineage: Eukaryota; Metazoa; Arthropoda; Insecta; Coleoptera; Chrysomelidae. The record is from RefSeq and is a predicted model, not a curated record.